UGUAAUUCUAUUUGUGUUCUGAUUGAGCUGUUUCUCAUCUUUUCUCUCCUCCUCUUUCCAAAGGCGUCCAACUAUAGAAAACCUGGCUUGACUACAGCCCAGCGAAAGAAAAGUGGCUUGAAACCUGAACUUACAGAAGAGCAAAAGCAGGAGAUCAGAGAAGCUUUUGAUUUGUUUGAUACCGAUGGAUCGGGAAGCAUUGAUAUCAAAGAACUCAAGGUUGCGAUGCGUGCUUUAGGUUUUGAGCCAAAGAAAGAAGAAAUCAAGAAAAUGAUAGCAGAUAUUGACAAAGAAGGAAGUGGCACCAUUGACUUUGAAGACUUUUUGGCUAUGAUGACACAAAAAAUGAGUGAAAAGGAUUCAAAGGAAGAAAUUUUGAAAGCUUUCAGAUUAUUUGAUGAUGAUGGGACAGGAAAGAUUUCAUUCAAGAACCUCAAACGAGUUGCCAAAGAACUGGGUGAAAACCUUACAGAUGAAGAGCUGCAGGUAAAUUCUGAUUUGCCAGAGCUUUCACAGAAUCACAGAACU
This is a messenger RNA of Coturnix japonica (Japanese quail), 528 nucleotides long. Lineage: Eukaryota; Metazoa; Chordata; Aves; Galliformes; Phasianidae. The record is from RefSeq and is a predicted model, not a curated record.